AUGAAGUACUCUAUGUUCGCCCUGUUGGUACUUACAAUUUCCUUGACUCAUGCAAAACUAACUGGUAGGUACAUAAUUGAAAUUUCCCGAGGGACACUUUCAUCUGAGAGGGGAGUAGGUGCCCCUAUAAAUGUGGGCGUGGACCAAGCUUUUCUUACCACUCUAAGAUACCAUUCUUAUACAGACGGUUAAACAGGAGCUAUGAUGAAAUUUGAUACGAUAAAAACUGUUCACAUUUACUUCUUCAAGCACAAUCUUAUGCGAUACCUAUCGACGUAAUAUUUUGUCUUUCCAUCCUUAACACCCCGAGAGAUAUACCAACUUUACAAACCGAAACGAGAAUCGAGCCUGCCCGCUCCCCCCGGGGGAGUUACCCAACAAAGUUUUCUUCACCGAGGUUCCACCCCAAGGUCCAACCCCUUACCCUUUUAUAUACCAUUUUUGACAAAACCAGUACCCCUUUUUCAUACUUUCCAUUAAAAAAUGGUACCCAUUUUACUCAAAACAAAACUGAAUGCAAGGCUGGCACUACGGCAAAAGUCUGAUUUAUUAUAGGCCAAUAUUUCGGCCAACAAAAUUAGCCUUCCUCAGGGCCAGAACUAUACAGAGAGAAAAUAUUUUCUAACGGCUCCUAAAAUUUGAAUUUAUAAUUUUCAUAACUGGUUAAUAAUUAACUGCAAUUAUUAAUUCUAGAUAGAAUACUACAGGUAAAUGAUUAUACAACAAAAAUAGAAAUAGAAACAGUUCAAUGUUCAUUCCUUCCGUUUAGACAGUCUGGUGACAGGGUCUUACCUCCAUCUAUGAGGUAGGCUUCUCUUGCCUUACGGCGUGACAUGCUGAGGGUGGGUUGUAAUUCCAGCGGAAUAAGUUCCAUGCAUGUAUGUCUGCGAUUCAGUGGCCAGGUUGACUAAAGUGGGAAGGGACUGCUGCUGUGGCAUUUGCGUCGAGUGGAUUGUUUGUUGCCUGUCUGAGUUCUUUAAAGCGUUCACCAAGUGUGCGUUUAGUUUCACCUAUAUAUUGUUUUUUUUCUACAUCUUUUACAUUGGAUCAUAUAUGUUAGGUUUGUUGAGUCACAAGUAAUGUUAUGUUCAAUUUGUCUUGUUUCUCCUGUGUUGGUGAAGUAUGAUGUUUUUCCAUGGUUAAUGUAUGGGCAGGUGAGGCGGCCAUGUCUGGAGUUGCAACAGAAUGUGCUGGCAGGGGGCUUGGUUAUGCUGUCGUUGUUUGCGAGUUUCGUACGAACGAGUAGGUCACGAAUGUUUGGUGAACGGUGGAAAGCGACGACAGGUACUUCUUUAAAUAUGUUUCUUAAGCGUUCGGUGUAUUGCAGAAUGGGUUUUUUCUUGCGGAGUACGUAAUGGAUGUUAGGUAGAGCUGGGUUAUAGGUAACUGUAGAAGGGUUGCGAGGUGGCUGUUUUGCUCUGUUGAUUUGUUCAUUUAUGAAGCGUCUUUACCUCGUUUUAUAAGGUAAUUUUCUAGUUUAGAUGAUCUGGUUUCAAAGAAAUUAUCCGUGGAACAAAUGCGGCUAAGCGAAGAGCUAGGCAGUAAGGAAUAGACUUUUUAAUGUGAUAUGGGUGGCUUGAAGAGUGCAUUAAGUAUUGGUGUUUAUCCGUAGGUUUGCAGUAAAGAUAAGUUUCUAUUUUACCGUUGUGGAGUUGAAUGUUUACAUCUAAGAAAGGGAUAGACGUUGUUGAGCGAUCACUAGUGAAUUUAAUAUUAGGGUGUAUGUUGUUGAGGUACUUACUUUUCAAAUCCUCCAUGAAUAGAUUAGCAAGUAAAGCAAACGCUGGAGCCAUUUGUGUGCCCAUAGCUGUACAAUGCCGUUGUAUAAAAUGUUCAUUAUUGAAGACAAAAUUGUUCAUGGUUAAGAUCAUGCAGAUGAGAUCACAUAUGGAUUCUGUAGGAACAGAUCGGUCAGUCCGUUGGCUAAGAGCUUCGGAAGAGCUAUUCGGCAGGCGUCGAUUCCUGCGUUAGUUUGAACGUUUGUUUAUAGAGAAGAAACAUCAAGGGUGGUAAGUAAAGCACUGGUGGGGAGGACGUCGAUUUCCUUAAGUAUGUUGAGAAGAUGGGUCGUAUUUUUUACGGAAGGUAACAGCUGUACCAAGGGAUUAGGAUGGUAACUAACAAACUCUGACUGAUUCAAACAGUUUUUCCCAUUUUACUUACAUAGCCAGUUUAAAACUUUGCAUCUCUUUAACUGAAUAAAUAUGAAAAAAUCACAAAACCAGAAAAUUUUGUCGACUUUUUCACAUCCGUACAAUCCUUCUGUAGCCCUUGUAGGUCAUAGUAAAGCCGGAAUGAAAUGACAGAUUUCCUUUCCCUUUCGUAUGCCUCAGACCUAACAAAGGUACCCCUCUCGGGCAGAGACUUCCCGUAAAGGCCAUUAUAGGGAGCACCCUUUCGACCGACCCCUCCCCCCCCAAGAAAUUAUAUAUGAGCUUUGAAUGAAUUACUAUGGGCAUAUGGGCACUUGGUAAGGCUACUAGCAAAACAACUUUGUUUUGUUUUUUUUUUAAUAUUUUAUUUUGUAUUAGUAACAGUUUGCGAUAGCAUUAGUUAAUAUGGUACUACAUUCUUCUAACUUCAGAGUACGAUAUUAAAACCGGUACUUCAGAUAUUGUUGGAGCUGACAGUAACGCCAAUAUUUGGAUCAAAAUAUAUGGGCUGAAGGGCAUCACCCCGAAAUUACUCUUGGAUAACCCUGGGAAAGAUGACUUUCAACAAGGAGCGUAAGUCUCGCACGUUAUUGUAGUCUACAACUCGCGAUGAUUAUAUGUUCACGAGAAGGAAACUCGAAUGAGUAAACUUUCGGAAAGACUUCAAGGGCUGUUAACGGGCUCAAGGAUAGCGGACCGGCGCGUGUAUAGUUGAACAAUCGCAGAUAGAAUUGCGAAAAACAUUUCGAGUCGGGUCCCCUUCAAGAAGAUUUGAUGGAAACUUAUUCGGAAAUGUCUGCGGCCUCUACCCCCCUAACCUGUGGGGGGUGCGGGAAUAGAGACGGGGGCGGAGGGGACAGCGGACGGUCGACAUUUCAGACACGACAAGAAGCUCUGGAGCGUACACUUCGGCGUCGUGGUUGUGUACAGGCACGUAACACUCGACAAAGGCAAAACGUCUUUGGCAGUUUUUUUUAACCUUAAGCAGUUCGAAAGGAGCGCUCACUCGGGAAAUGUUUUUUAACACUCGAAGAGAAAUUUCGUGUCUCUGCGCGGCCAUGUGAUAUCCUCUAUUUAUUCUUCGAGUAAAUUAAAGACUAAACUAGAAGUGAUCUCAAGAUAUCACGAAGUAGUCCGGUCUCAUUUCGUGAAAUAGCCGAAACAAGCCGAAAAGUCACGAACUUGCGCGCCAAAUCUUUUCCCGAAACUAGUGCAUAAUUUCAUAGCUAUUUAGAUGACAAGAUGCUAUGGAGCGUACACUUCGGCGUCGUGGUUGUGCAGAGGUACGUAACACUCAACAAAGACAAAACGUCUUUGUACAGCAUUUUAUAACUUUAAAUUCAUCAUAAAGCAUUUCGAAAGGAGCGCUCACUCGUGAAAUGUUUUUCAACACUCGAAGAGAGAGAAAUUUCGUGUCUCUGCGUUGCCAUGUAAUAUCCUCUAUUUAUUCCUCGAGUAAAUUAAAGACUAAACUAGAAGCGAUCUCAAGAUAUCACGAAGUAGUCAAGUCUCAUUUUGUGAAAUAGCCGAAACAAGCCGAAAAGUAACGAACUUGCGCGCCCAAUUUUGUCUCGAAACUAGUGCAUAAUUUCAUGGCUAUUUUACAUAUGCCGAGCUACUUUGGGUCGUAGUAACGCAAUCGGUUAAUCCUUCAAGUUAGAGUCUCCUCUGAUCUGACGGGUCACACAGGCGAGUGGGUCAGUUAUCUCGAGAAAUCUCGAACUAAUUCGGCUCUCACUUUGUCAAAUAGGCGAAUAAAACCGAAAACCUACGGACGUUGCGUGCCCGAUCUUGUCCCAAAAAUGUCAACUUUGAUACACUCCUGGGCGUCGCGAAUCCUUUACUUCGCGCUCCGCCGAAGUAAAAACCAGGCUAAUAAUAACGAUAUCUUGGUAUAAAUCGGUAAAUUUGUAAAUUUCAAUUCUUUUCAAAUUUCCCUGUAGUGUAGACGACUUUAAAGUCUAUGCCAAAGAUGUUGGAGCAAUGACCGGAUUUGAAGUUAUGCGAGAUGACAUAGUAUCCAAUGGCGUGUCUGCUACAUGGGGCUUUGAUUCCGUAAGUGAUUACAGUCAAACCAUGGUCUGCCUUGGGGAAUAGCCAACUGAUAAAGAUUAACAUGUUUAAUGCAGGUUACAAAUUAAGCCGAGUGGCUCUGGGGACGAGAAAACGCGUAUCUCAGAUAACAACAAAACAACUGCGCAUGCUUACGAUCGUACAUGCUAAAAAUGAUUCUGGAUAUUUUUCCUCUAUAUAUAAAACGAUACUAUGUUUUCUCGCUGACGCUCACCUGCAAUGAAGAACAGUUGAAAAAUUUAGCUUCUAAAGUUGGAUAGUUACAUAUAUUCACUUAUAUUCUGCUUUGUUUCAGAUUGGUGUGAAGCCUUGCUUUGACGAAUAUUUGACGUUUUAUUAUAACUUUUUUUACCGGCUUAUACGUGGAUCGAGUUCCCCAGUAAGUAAUUAAAUCUCAACAAUAAUUGUUCAUCCAAAAGUUCGAAAAAAGCUACCAGUAUCCAACUCAAAAUUAUUGUUCAAUAAUAAAUUUCUAUGAUUUGUCAAAAGUCAAACUGAGCAGACCUCUUCCAGAUGCCAAAAAUAGAGAGAAAAAUUCAAGAUUAUUUUUUUCCAAAAAGUUAUAGUCUCCUACAAAGCCGUUUUUGACGAGACAAAACAGCUGCAAAGUAGGCUAAAAACGUUAUCAUGACGAUAGAAUAUGUUUUUUUCGCCUGCAGUAUGUCGCACUUAAAAAGAUUUUUUCCAUAUGAAGUAUUUUAAUUGGUGGCCAAGAAAAACUUAAAUUCCUAUUAAAGUGGACUGUUUGCAGUCUUCCAUUUCUCUGUAAGAUCGUUAAGAAAGACGCUUAAUGCAACUGGCAGGCAUCUUUGUUCCAAAUGAGAGUGUAACUUUGGGAAGAGCUUCAAAUCUACCUAAGGGUGCGGCCGGGAGAAGCGGUUUGCGAGCUGGCAAGAAAAAUAUUUUUUGGUACGCAGCUCCUUAAGCGGUGAAGAAUUCAAUGAAAGAAGACGAAGAGAAUGGAAAAAACUCAAUGGCAACUCCUCUAUCGGAAUUAAAAUUAUUGUAGUUCUUUUUGCCUACCUGUCUUGGCAAGAUAUCUUUUAAUAAGUGGUCAAAUAACGCUUAAGCUUCGCCCAGUUUGUGGGUUUUAAAUUUCUUAUUUUCGCAUGUUUUAGCCGGGUGUUACCCAAGCGAAUACUGUCGAGGUGAACUUAUCACAGAAUAAUUUCUUCUCAGGAGCAACAUGCUUGGGAACAAAUGAGGGUUGCUAUAAAGAAGCGGCUGCCUGCCCAGCGGGUA
Molecule: messenger RNA, 5468 nt
Organism: Porites evermanni
Lineage: Eukaryota; Metazoa; Cnidaria; Anthozoa; Scleractinia; Poritidae
Source: the annotation of a GenBank genome assembly